This is a messenger RNA of Aspergillus puulaauensis, 1479 nucleotides long. Its product is annotated as FAD-binding oxidoreductase. NCBI's taxonomy places the organism in Eukaryota, Fungi, Ascomycota, Eurotiomycetes, Eurotiales, Aspergillaceae. Bases 1 to 1479 code for a protein of 492 amino acids. The record is from RefSeq and is a predicted model, not a curated record. The transcript has 3 exons. Gene Ontology annotation, molecular function: oxidoreductase activity; FAD binding.
AUGCCCUUCCUACCCUUCUCUAACAUCCUCAACCUUCGGAAGGAACUCGACGACACCCACGCCGAGAUCCUAACAUGGGGAUGCGAUGGCUACGUCGAGAGCGUGAAGCAAUGGAGCGAAACAUGCGAUACAGACGUCGGCGCGCUGGUCCGGGUGACAUCAGCCUCAGAGGCAGCAACAGUAGUCCGAUUCGCAGCACACCAUAGGAUCCCAUUUACUGUGAAGGGCGGAGGCUACUCAACCAGCGGUGCUUCAACCUCGCACGGCGGUAUUGUGCUUGAUCUAUCCCGCCUGCGCAGGAUCCAUGUAGAUCCGCACGCGCGCGUUGUCACGGCCCAGGGCGGGGCGUUGUGGGAGGAUAUUGAUGUUGCGGCUGCGCAGUAUGGACUGGCUGUUGUUGGGAGUACGCUCAGCCAUAUUGGAGCUGCUGGGGCGACACUGGGAGGGGGCUAUGGGUGGUUGACUGGCCAGUAUGGGCUGGCGAUUGACAACCUUCUCUGGGUGCGGGUGAUCCUAGCUGAUGGAACUUUGGUGACAGCGUCUGAAGAAGAGUAUUCGGACUUAUUCUGGGCCAUUCGAGGGGCGGGACAGAGCUUUGGGGUUGCUGUUGAGUUGGGCUUCCGAGCGCAUAGACAGGAUCAUCCUGUGUUUGCUGGGACGCUGCUCUUCGAGGCGGACAAGUUGUCUGCGAUUGUCGAGUUUGCGAACAAGUUCGAGACCAUGACCGAUGGGAAUCAGGGAUUCUGGUUUGGAUUCAGGAUGCAAAAUCAGGUGGCGCAGUGCUCUAUCUUGGCGCUUGUGUUCUAUAACGGAUCUGAAGAAGCGGCAAAGGAAUUCUUUGCGCCAUUGUUGUCACUGGAGUCGGUGAUGGAUGGGACGCAAAUGCUUCCAUACGAUAGCCUCAAUGGUAUACUGGCCACGGCGGAGACACAGCCUUGCCCUAAGAGUCCGACUGGGGUCGACGUGCCCUAUCCAGCAGAUAAAGCUGUGAGCCCUCGGAGGAGUCUGCGGGGGUCAAAUAUCACUCUCCCUCUAGGAGUGGAUUUUGUCUUGGAGAUAUACAACGAGUUCAACCGCCUGCUGAGGGACUAUCCACAGGCAAGGGACAGCAGAUUACUCUUCGAGCUCAUACCAAACAAACAGAUCCGGUCAGUCCCUAACCAGGCCACCGCAUUUGCGAGCCGCGGGCCUUACUACAACGUCAGCACACUCUUUGAAUGGAACGAUGCAGGCCUGGAUGACAGAAUAAAGUCUCUACAGGAGGAUUUGAUGAGUCGGAUUGGGGAUGAGGGAGGCAUCUCAAGGAGACCCGACUACAAUGUGUCGGAACAUGGAACAGGGCUAUAUGCGAACUAUGCCGGCCAUAAAGCACCCCUCGAGGCCAUAUUUGGGGAUAACCUCCCUCGUCUCCGUGAACUGAAGAAGAAAUACGACCCGCAUAAUACAUUCAGGAAGUGGCACAACAUGACUCUCAAAUAG